AACCCCCCCGCCCCAAGCCCUGUGAUCAGCUAGCAAGACAGCGUGUGAGUCUCUCUCUCUGCCCUCACCUCCCUUGACACUUGGCAGGACUCCAAACUGCAUCUUUCCUCUGUGAUCCUGGACUCCAGAUACCAUUAGCAAAAAUUAUCAACAGUCACAUUGCUGGCGAAGCCAAAUGAGGAAGCAGUUUAAGCUGUGAAUUUCUUCUUCACCCCCAUAGAACAGUGACGACCAUCAUUUUUGUCUUCACGUAGAGAGAUGCUUUGAGAACAAGGUUCUGCAGUGAUGUGAUUACAGGACAAUCUCAGCUUUUUGUUCUUUUCUCUCCUUCCCCCGCCCCCCCCCCCAACUUUAAAAUUUCAGAAAAUUUACUUGAUAGCAGAUGUUGGCUUGGAGAUCAAGUGGAACAAAUCUUUUUGUCAAGGCAUUAACAUUUCCACAGAGCUCUUCAUUUGUCCAGAAUUAGCUCAGGUUUUGUAAAACUGUUUUUGUUUAAAGAAAUUAUUACACAGAAAAGGCUCCUAAUAGCUAGAAGAAGUAAUGCUUUAUAGCAUAUUAAUCAAAUUUAAGUAUAUUCUGAAUGCCCACAUUGUAUUACCCGUAAUGUAUUGCUAAGUCACCUUGAAUAUUCUAGCAUCUGAUAUUUCCUGUAAUUGCAUUAAAAACAAUGUCAUAAUUAUUAAGUAAACAUUUUGCAUAAAAAUAACUUUGUUAUGUCCAAUACAAUUGAUUCUUAGCCGUAGGCAUAAUACAAAUAUAAUACUGCUUUCUUUGUACACAGAAUGCUUAAGGUUGUCUUAAUGGACCUUAGACCAAAUAUGUUUUUGUUGUUAAAAUACAGUGGGCUUAUUUCUUCUGUCACAUCAGUUUUACAUUGGUUUUAACUCCACUGUCUUCAGCGCUUACUCCUGAUUUACUCCAGAUCAAAAUCAAGCCCAGUGUGUAUCAGAGUAAAUAAUGUAAAAGUUAUCUAGACGGACGCUGGCUGGUUACAGACAUUAUCCUUGUUAUUUGAUUUAACAGGGAUCCCCAGUGUUGCAACUGAUGAAAUGUGACACAUGGAGUUCUGUUAGGGUGACCAGAUGUCCUGAUUUUAUAGGGACAGUCCUGAUUUUUGGGUCUUUUUCUUAUAUAGGUUCCUAUUACCCCCUGUCCCAUCCUGAAUUUUCACGUUUGCUGUCUGGUCACCCUGAGUUCUGUGGUGUGGCCAGUGGCCGCAGACAAGUUGCGCAGGUCAAAGAUGAGAGCUGAGACCAUAACCCUCUCCUACUCUACUAUUUUAUCAAGGAGAAGGGUGGCUGCAGUCUGCUCCACUAAAUACAAACUAGGUGGCUUAUGGUAUGUUCUCUUUGUGUCCCUCAUAUGGACAAAAUAUUGGGCACCAUUGAUUUAACACACAUAAGAUCAAAUCCUGAAGUCCAUACUUCAGGCUUAAUUCUACAAACACAAACACAGGCAACUUUACUCACAUGAAUAAUACCGUUUACGGCAGCAAGUAAAGUAGUAAAGUCACUCGUUUAAGAAUUUGUAGGAUCAAGUCUUUAGUAUGUACUCUUCUUAUUAGAUAAAACUCGCAUUGACUUUAAUAAUCAUUUUGCCUGAGUAAAGACAUCAGGAUGAGUAAAAAAGUUAUUAAAAUUGCUUUUUUUAACUCUGUCUUUGAUUAAUUUUAAUUAAAACUAAAAAACAUAGGGAGAGUUAGUGUUUGUUCAGAGCAUGCAUUGCCUCCUUUCAGGUAGGCAAAUGACUCCAUUUCCUUUUAAACAGUUGUGCUAAGAGAAUUUUGUCUGAAAUACUGGACAUUUUAACAGCUAGAUUUCCUUUAAAUCUUUUCCACUGUUCAAUUCAUGUGAUAUCUGUUAAUCAUAUUGUGACAUCUAGUUGACUCUGUAGUAACUGUCCCACUUGUAGCAAUCCAUUUACUGUACUUUGUGAAGUUUCAUUAGCUACGGGUAUACAUUGCUUAACAUGGUAUCCCUUUUAUGUUAGAUGUGUUCAGCUGGUUUUAAAUGUGGUGUGUUUCUAACAUAUGCUGAAUAUUCAUUUACAGCUUGUUUAUAGACAGAGGUUUUAUGUAAACCAUUUUUAGUAAAAGGAGAAUGUGAUUUGUCUGUAUGGGGAUGUUAUUAAUGCCCCCUGCUGGCAAUUUGAGAGUGCAGAGUUGGUGUUUCUUCUACUGGCUGGUUCUGCUUUUUCUUUUUACAUGUGAAGGCCAUAGUGGUGGGAGGACUAACAGACGGUGGUGGAGAUUUUGACUGAGCUAAGAGUACCAGGAAAAUGAAGAUGGAUUUGAACUAGUAUCCUGGAGCACAGUGAAAAAGUUUUAAUACAAGACAUCAGAAAAAAGUGCUGCAAUGUCUAGUGUGCUGAGGGGACAAAGAGAGACUUACCACUGCAUCUUGAAACACUCUCAGAUGAUUUGAGGCCCGGCACCUUUCUGAAGUUAAAACGUUCUUUCCAGCGAGGAUUUUGCAGGGUCUUGAAGGAGUUAAGUGGCGUGGCCUUUAAAGCCCCAUGAAGCCCAAAAUCUGUGGGCCAAUCCACUUUGAACUAUACUGUGCUACACUGAGUGGACUUGUGAUGCUCCAGCUGUCUAGUGGUCACACAGAUGGGUUUGAAAGGAAGGAGGGACCAUGAAGGUUACAUUUUUGGAAGAUCACAACUGGAGCUGUGAAGAAAAGAAAGGAAGGAAGGGAAGCAGUGACUGAAUGGUAUUUCUUACAUUAUUUGAAGGAGAGAAGGCCCUGGGGACCUGCAAACAAUCGGGCAGUUUCUGAAAAAUCUUUAUGGUAAAGGAUAAUCCAGGACUUCCUGUAGAAGAACAUAGUGAAUGAUAAUCCAGAGCAGCUGCUGGAGCAUUGUGCUCACAGGGAGAUGAUUCCUCAUGAAGUCACUGGAUCCCCUUCAGAAAUCAAAUGUGACUUUCCAUUUAUCAGACUGAAAUCAGAACCAGCCAAACAGUGAAGCAAGAACAGUGAAGGGGGGACGGCGAAAGAUGAAAUCCAACCAAGAGAGGAGCAAUGAAUGCCUGCCGCCCAAAAAGCGAGAAAUCCCCACCACCAGCCUGCCAUCUGAGGUGAAGCCAGUGGUCCUGCCGAACGAAAACCACCGCACGGACAACUUAACAUGGCUCUCCAGUACGCCCAGCAGCCAGAGCAGCAUGAGUGGAAGGCACCGGCCUGGAGGGAGUUCAGUGGAGAUUGGCUUGCAGCAGGGUUUACACAAAGCAUCGUCUACAGGAAUGGACUAUUCCCCACCGAGUGCUCCCAGGUCCGUUCCAAUCUCAACAACGCUUCCCACAGUGUACUCGCCUGCACUCUCACAGUCAGGGACGCCUGUAUCCCCGGUGCAGUACACGCACCUGCAGCACACUUUCCAGUUCGUUGGGCCCCAGUACAGUGGACCAUACGCCGGAUUCAUCCCCUCCCAGUUGAUUUCCCCGACAGCCAAUUCCGCAACUUGUGCGGCAGCCUCUGCCACUGCUGUUGCAACCACUCCAUCCCAGCGAUCCCAGCUGGAGGCUUAUUCCACUUUCCUGGCCAGCAUGAGCAGCUUAAGUCAGCAGGGGCAGAAAGUUGAGCAGCAUCUAGUCAGGACACCUGGAUUGAUUGCAGCAGGGUCUCCUCCACCAACCCAGCAAAACCAGUAUGUCCACAUUUCCAGCUCUCCCCAGAGCGCAGUCAGAAAUGUGUCUCCUCCUACCAUCCCAGUCCAUUUGCAUCCCCACCAAACGGCGAUUCCACACACCCUCACCCUCGGCCCCUCCUCCCAAGUGGUGGUGCAGUACUCGGACUCCGGGGGCCACUUUGUUACGAGGGAUUCUACCAAGAAAGCCGAGAGCAGCAGGCUGCAGGCAAUGCAGGCAAAGGAAAUACUGAAUGGAGAGAUUGAGAAAAGCAGGAGGUACGGCCUCUCACCCUCUGGAGAUGUGAGUCUAGUCAAAGCAGGCAAUAAACCAGCUCCUCAUCAUUAUGAGACCAGACAUGUGGUGGUGCACUCGAGUCCUGCUGAGUACAGUGCACGGGAUUCCUCAGGCAUCCGGGCCUCUGUUAUGGUUGUACCGAAUAGCAGCACACCUAUUACGGAGAUGGAGGUACAGCAGGCUACCAGCAGAGAUACUCCUCCCUCAGUCCUCAAUGACAAGGGAAACCUGCAUUUAGGAAAGCCAGCCCACAGGUCUUAUGCUUUAUCUCCGCAACAGACUAUGGGCCAUGAGGGGGUGAAAGCGGUCGCCACACUGUCCCCCCACACUGUCAUUCAGACCACCCACAGCGCCUCAGAGCAACUCCCUGUUGGGCUGCCUGCGACAGCCUUCUAUGCUGGGACCCAGCCGCCAGUAAUUGGCUAUCUGAGCAGUCAGCAGCAAGCAAUCGGUUACCCUGGAAACCUGCCACAGCAUCUGGUGAUCCCUGGCACCCAGCCCCUGCUUAUACCAGUUGGCAAUGCAGACGUUGAAUCAUCAGGAGUAGCACCUGCUAUAGUCACUUCAUCUCCCCAGUUUGCAGCAGUGCCUCAUACAUUUGUCACUACCACCAUUCCUAAGAGUGAGAAUUUCAGUGCUGAGUCUAUAGCAACCCAGCCAGCCUACCAAGCAGCCUUGGUGCAGGCCCAGAUCCACCUCCCGGUGGUGCAGUCUGUAGCUUCUCCAACGGCAGCUCCUCCUACACUGCCUCCUUACUUCAUGAAAGGGUCAAUCAUUCAGUUGGCCAAUGGGGAGCUGAAGAAAGUGGAGGACUUAAAAACAGAGGACUUUAUACAGAGUGCAGAAAUUAGCAAUGACCUAAAAAUAGACUCCAGCACAGUGGAGAGGAUUGAAGACAGCCAUAACCCAGGCAUUGCUGUGAUACAGUUUGCAGUUGGAGAACAUCGAGCACAGGUCAGCGUUGAAGUCUUGGUUGAAUACCCUUUUUUUGUAUUUGGACAAGGCUGGUCAUCCUGCUGCCCUGAGAGAACCAGCCACCUCUUUGAUUUGCCAUGUUCCAAACUCUCCGUUGGGGAUGUCUGCAUAUCGCUUACUCUCAAGAAUCUGAAGAAUGGCUCUAUUAAAAAGGGCCAGCCCAUGGAUUCAGCUAGUAUCUUGCUGAAGCACUCAAAGAAUGACAGUCUAGCUGGAAGUAGACACAGGUAUGUGGAGCAGGAAAAUGGUAUUAAUCAGGGAAGUGCACAGAUGUUAUCUGAGAAUGGUGAACUGAAGUUUCUGGACAAAAUAGGAUUGCCUGCAGCACCUUUGCUCACCAAAACAGAACCCAGCAAGCCCACGGCAACGAGGAAGAGGAGGUGGUCGGCCCCUGAAACACGGAAACUAGAGAAAUCAGAAGAGGAACCACCUUUGACUCUUCCCAAGCCUUCUUUUAUUCCUCAGGAGGUUAAAAUUUGCAUUGAAGGUCGAUCUAACGUAGGCAAGUAAAGGCUGUUUGGGGAAAGGAAAUUAGGUUAUCCCUUGUCAUUUUUAUCCAGAUUACUGUACUGUAGACUAAAUAAUCCAGUAUUUACAUGUUAUCAUCUUAUUUUAGGUUUAUGUUAUAACCUUGUUGUUAUAGUUGCAGCUGGUAUUAUGCAGGAGACAGGUGCAUAUGUUUUUCCACAAGUGUUUUGUCAGUGACUAGGUUUAUUGAGAGCUGCAGAAGGGGCAGUAUCUGCUUCACGCACCCUUUGUGGAAAUGAAUGUGUUGUCAUGGCUCCUGUUUUCUGUCACCUAGUGUAGAGCAGACUCCAGGUGUUUUUUUUUCUGUGAGGUGACGAGAAGGGAACUGUAGCAGAGAUAAACUGCGCUGCGUGCAUUGUGUGUGUUUCAGUCUCAAGGAGGGAUUGCAGCUCCUUAGGAAUUUCUCUUGCGCCAAGAGAAUGCUAAGAACCCAAAACACACACAUUAUUAAAAAAGGAUCAGACAGUCUUUGACACAUUUCACAAUCAAAUCAACUCUUUGUCAAGGCUCUACAGUAUAUAUAUUUUCCCCCAUGGGGUCCAACUGCACUGAAUUUUAUUCGUAAAGUGACUGCCAUGCAAAUGUUUCUUUUCGGCUUGCUAGUGCAGUUCCAUUGCCAGAGUGUAACGUUCAGUAAGGUUCUAUGCUUGCAUUGUUACACUGCUAGUUUUUAAUUAAUGACAUAGCCAGGCUGAGGGAAGCAUAAAGUUCAUUGAGUCCCCUAGCUAAGGGGAAACUCCUGGUUCUGUGCAGUGUUCGAUAAAUUGAUCAGGUUAUGCCAUUGACAUUUGCUUCCACAAGGUAGACACGUACUGCCCCUUUGAGAGCGCAGACAUAAAUUGUUUGCAUUUAGGUUGCAAAUCUUUGUCUUUAACUCUAGUACUGUUUUUAGUUCAUGACGAUGGACAACUGGUGCCACUUUUUUUCAAAAUUCAGUGUGACACAAGGAAUUGGACGUUGAAGAUGAACAUAGAAUGUCUUUAAGCACUUAAAAUGCUGUUCACGCUUUCUUGUCGAGCAUCCUGGUCUAACACUCAAUAAGUACUGUAUAUCACUUUAAUCUGUUUGAGGGGAAAAAAAGAAACUAUUCAACACUGUUAACUACAUAUGACUAUGUAGAGUUUUCUCACAAGCAAGAUGUUGGAAAUUUUAAUGUGGUUUCAAAGGGAUGAAUGUGAAUUAUUGAACUAGUAUGUGACAGUCAUUGUCCACAAAGGACUACUUAAUAGGAGGCACUUUUAAAACUUUAAUGCUUGAGAAAGAGUUAAAGGCAUAUGCGAGCUGACAGAUAAUAAAAGAAUAUGAGAGAGGAAAAAGGAAAGAGGAAAAAAAUCAUUCUUGUCCAGUGUUUUUGAAAAAGAUGGACUUUAAAGAAUCUUGCAAUUUGCACAUCUUGAGUUUAUCAUUUGUGUGGUAUUCCUGCAGUUUUUACCUAGUAAUGUUGUGGGGCAGGGAGGGGGACUGAGCAAGCAUAAACAAAUGUAGCAAUUAUUUACUAACCUGCCUAAGCUGUAGGCCAUUUUAUAGAGUUAUGUUCCUUUUAAAGUUCCUUUUUGGUCUUUCUGCCAUAUCUGUCGCACAGAACCAGGUCCUAGCAGGACAACUUGGAGAAUUUUUCUUCAGAUACAUUGAGAGAGUUUUCCAGAAAAGACAUCUCUAUACAUAAGCAGGAUUUUAUUAGAAAAAGAAACUAUUAUUAUUUUUUUAUUAUUAUUAUUUGUUGUUAUAAUGACAUUUUCCAGCUGAAAUACAAUCUUGAUUUCAGAGUUUGGUACAAAACAGUAAGAGGGAAUGGGGGUUAAGUCUUUUCUGUUCCCAGUAAUCUGAAACAAAGGUAGGGCCGGAUCCUUAAAGGUGCUGUGCACCUUUGGUUCCUGUCAACAGGAGGUGCAAGUACUAAGCACUUCAGGUGUGAGCUGAAGCCCAUUGCAUUCAAUCCCCUUGGUUUUAGUGGGCUUUGGAUUAGGCCCUCCAUGAUCAAGCCUUUAUAGUACUAUUACUUUUGUUCUGUAAUUGAGUUUGCAUCCUUCAAGUACUUUUGAAGAAGCUGUACUAAUAGGGAGAAGUAGGCUAUAAAAGUUCUUGAUUAGAGAUACAGUAUCUAAAAUGAACAAAUUCCUUAAAAAUCUCAUUUUCCCACUCCUAAAAUACAGUAUUUCCAGCUUCUUUAUUUACAAAAAGUCUGAAACCCACCCCACCCCCCAGCUUUUUGGUUCUCUUAUUUGUUACUUGAAAUUUAGGUCACACCAGAACGAAUUGUUUUUUUAUACCAUUUUCUGCGGUGCACCAAAAACAUUUAAAUAAGUUUAAAAUCGCUUGAAACUUUUCUUGAAUUUCCUUGAAUUUCAUUUACCUCUCGGCAGGCUACCAAACAGCUGAGCAGGUUCAUUCUCACGGUCACACUGCUUAUCUAGUGCUGUACUUUUUUUUAACGUUUCUGCUCAGAGGACUUGCUUAAUCUUCCAUAUACUCCGCUCAGGGCACUUGCAAUUUAUUGUUGUUUUGUUUGUUUUGUUUUUUGUUAUGUUUUAACCUUUGAUGGUAAGAGGAAUAGAAAGAUGUGGGCAGAAUUAGAUUUUAGUUCACGUUAGUACCACUAUAUUCAUAAUAUACAUACUCAGAAAAUCUGAAAUAAAACCACACACACACACAUCUUUUUGGCUAAUAAAGAAGCAGGGACUCUUAAACUGACUGGAUCUAUUCUACUAACACUAACAAUAAACAAAUAAAAAAAGUUUGGAGCAAUAGGAAUGUAUUAGUUCUGUGCUGGUAUUUCAGAUUUAGGAAUUCUGAAAUAAUUGGUUCCUUCCAAGCAAUUGUCCCUUUUUGUGCUUUUGCUUUUUUAGGAUGUGCAAUACUUUAUGUGCCAACGUAGACUCACCCACGUGGUAGUAGCUAGAUCUCACACCCUCUUCCACUUUCACCUUUUUGUUUUCUUUCACUGUUUUCUCUACCCCCCUCUUCCCAAAAUAAAAGUGUUUAGGGCCUUAUAUCUCCCUUGAUUGGGGGCACAGAAUCAGUAUGUAGUUAACAGGUAUGGCGCACAUGGAUCGAUGGCCCUGGAUGGUCCAUAUUCUUUCAAAUGCAAGUCCCUGUUCUCCACAAUAUAAAGAAGAAGAUCCAGAAAAAGACUUAGUGGAUGUUCCCUCCCACAAAAAAAAGGAUUUUUAAAGAGGGGGGGAAGAAUUUUGUGAAUGUGAGGGACCUGUAAAUGGCAAACAGUUCAGUCAUGAGUAAAUAACAUCGCCUCUUACAUGAGUGAAAGCAGCCUUCUACAGCAUUAUCAGUGUCAUUUUCUCUUCAAUCUAUGCCUGUAUCUGUUACUUUAUAUAUAUAAUAUACCUAUACUUUACAUGCACGUGUAUAUGAAUGUUACCAUCUGUUUGAUGUACAAUGUGGGUGAAAUUCACCCCUGUGCAAAAAGCCAACACAAAGCCUAUACACCACUUAUGUUACUAACGGGUGCAUUAACUUGCUAUUGGCUCUCUGUACAGGAGUAAAUCUCACUCCUAAAGGGACAGAAAGAGCUGACUACUUUCAGUUGGAUGAAUCUGGUUUACCUGGUGGCAUCUGGAGUUUGGCUCCAGUUGCAAUGAACUGGCAGGCCCAUGACCCUUCAGUCACAUGAGUAAAUCCUUAAUCCAGUGGGAUGAGUUGCCCCGUUGAUAGUUCAAAGGAGUAAGGGUAUGCCUGCUCUCCAGCAGCAUUGUUACAGCUCUGCCAUACUGUAGUGUACACACUUCCUACCUAGACCGAAGGGGGGUUUCCGUCAGUGUCGUGACUCCACUUCUCUGUCAUGUAGGGCUCAGUGGAAGAAUUCUAGCCACAUCUACACUGGGGAUUAGGUCGACCUAACUGUGGUGCUCAGGGUAUGAAAUUUUUCACAGCCCUGAGCAACAUUGCUAGGUCAAUCUAAUUUUUAAGUGUAGAUGUGGCUAGAAUUCUUGUGGCUUGAGGUGCAGAGUGAAAACAACAAUCACAGGCAUAGAAAUAUUUAGGUGAGUUCAGUGUAAAAGGAUUAGUUAUGUGCCUCUGUACAGUGUCCACUUUGCAAUAUUAACUGACAAGUCUUUUUUUUUUUUUUUUUUUUUUUUUUUUUUUUUGUACCAGACCUGUUUAGUUUACAAUGAAAUGCAUACAAUCACCAAGAAAUUUAGUCAGGGCAAAA
Gopherus evgoodei (Goodes thornscrub tortoise) is the source of this 9593-nucleotide messenger RNA. RefSeq names its product ataxin 1 (gene ATXN1). Gene Ontology annotation, cellular component: nucleus. Gene Ontology annotation, molecular function: RNA binding; protein binding. Gene Ontology annotation, biological process: negative regulation of transcription by RNA polymerase II; nervous system development. Lineage: Eukaryota; Metazoa; Chordata; Testudines; Testudinidae. The record is from RefSeq and is a predicted model, not a curated record. The transcript is spliced from 11 exons. Bases 2996 to 5407 code for a protein of 803 amino acids.